Molecule: messenger RNA, 2250 nt
Organism: Drosophila arizonae
Lineage: Eukaryota; Metazoa; Arthropoda; Insecta; Diptera; Drosophilidae
Gene: Rabex-5
Product: Rabaptin-5-associated exchange factor for Rab5
Biological process (GO): vesicle-mediated transport
Cellular component (GO): endocytic vesicle; cytosol
Molecular function (GO): zinc ion binding; DNA binding; small GTPase binding
Source: RefSeq, a predicted model, not a curated record
CAGCUGUUCAUCUGCAAUCGAGUGGCUGAUCUGACAAUAAAUACAAAUUUGAGUUAAAAUCGAGUCGCACAGUUGCUGCAAAUACUUCAAAGCAAUCAAAAUUGUGUAAAAAAACCACGCCCAAUGAUGGCGAACCGUGCGCCUAUGCUGCGAAUCGGCCAGCAAGAUCUAAAGUGCCGUCAGGGCUGUGGCUACUACGGCAACACACAGUUCGACGGACUCUGCUCGAAAUGUUUUCGCGAACGCAACGAUAAGCAGCGAAAAAGGCAAAAAGCUGGCGAAGAUCAUGAAACUUUGAAAGUAAAUACCAGUUCCGCUGGCGGAACUUUAGAGCGCAAAUCGCCGCAGCAUUCGCUUACAAUGGGACGUGCAAACAAAGCAAAGAAGCAACCAGAGAAAGACGAGCCAACAACAACAGCCAGCACAAUGCCCCGGAAGAAGUUUACUGUUCCAGCUGUCUUGCAAAAAACGCUGAAAAGCAAAUUUCCAACGGCUGCACCGCAGCCGCGUGUGCCAAGUGCCACCGAGAGCCAAUUUAUGUUGCAGCUGCGACAGCUACGAAUCCCGGACGAUGGCAAACGGAAGUUGAAAUCGGAGAUUCAGCAGCUGGAUCAUGAGAUACGCAAAUACAUGAACAACAAUAGCAGCAAGAAUGUGGACGAGCUUUCGGAGCUCGUGCAAAACGCCUACACCAGAUUCGCAGAUCUUGUCCACAACGAUGCCCGUUUUGAGAUUGCUACCAAUGAGGAUCGAGAGAUUGCCAUUGACUUCUUUGAGAAAGUUGUGAUGACACAGAAUCACAAUUUGCUAUUUAGUCCGUACUUUACUACAGACGAAGAAUGCGAUAUCAAAGUGCAAAAACGCAUACGGCAGUUGAGUUGGAUAACGACGAAGCAUCUGGACUGCAGCAUAGACGAAGUGAAUGCUGAGGCGCGUGACUUGGUCUACAAUGCCAUAUCGGAGUUGGUGGGCAUCGACUCUUACUACUCGCCGCAGGAGAAGCUGCUCUGCACGGUCCGCUGCUGUCGUCACAUUUUUGAGUUAUUAAAGCGAUCAACAGGAGGACCCGCCAGUGCCGAUGACUUCUUGCCGGCUCUAAUUUUUGUGGUGCUGAAGGCGAAUCCCGUCCGCCUGCACAGCAAUCUCAACUUUGUCAAUCGCUUCACCAACGCCUCGCGAGUCAUGAGCGGCGAGGGUGGCUACUAUUUCACCAAUCUCUGCUCGGCCAUUGCCUUCAUUGAGAACCUAAAUGCUGAGAGCCUGGGCCUCAGCGCAGAGGAAUUUGAUGCAUACAUGUCGGGCGAGCAGACAUACAGCACACCCUGGGAGAGCGCGCUGCUGGCCUGUGAGAGUCUGCAUCUAAUCUCAGAGAACAUGAAGUGCAUGGAGCAGUUACAGAAACGAAACUCCGUCAUAAGCACAGGCAUUAAGGAAUUUGAACGCGAGCUUAUAGAGUUCCAGCGCGAGAUAACAGAAAAGGUGGACAUGGUUAUGGAAAAGGCACCGCUCACACUGCUUCCCAUUAAAACGCCACCGUUUCUCAUAAGCCAGGCACGUGCCCAUUUGGCCCAGGAUGGCGGUGAAGCAGCUGCCGGUCACUACCAGUCCAAUUUACUCAGCCUCAGCCAACAAACGUUGACAGUUAAAGGCAAGGAACAGAUACUCGAAGAUUCUCAAUUGGACGUGGGGCACACCUUGGCGCUUAAGGAUACCAGCGUGAGCUCUGUGGGACGUCUGUCGCCUCUACAUCCGAAUUUACCGCAACCAGAUCAGCUCUUUGCCUCGCCCAUAUUUAAUUAUACACCUUUUGAUGCCGUCUCGCUGCUGGAGGAGACAUCUGAAAAUGACGACGUUUUGAUGUUGGGCACAGAGUUCCAGGGCGGUCUAACAAACAUCAACUAUGACUUCGAUUUGUCAGAUCAGAGCGGUGAGAACAGCGUUGCAGAAGACACCAAACUAAAUCUAGAUGAAUUUGAUCCGCUGGCGCAGCAGCAGAAUUCCCCCAAUACCCAUCCAGCUGAGACAACCUUAUUGGACACCACGGCUGACAGUUUGAUAGACAGCGAUGUGCCAGUCUCAGAGGUACUCUUGCCAUCGCCCUUGAAACCGGAGGUGGCCAACUACCGCGGCUUCUCCAAUUUCGAGAUUCCAAGCAUUUCCUGCAACACUGGCGACUUUAGUUCGCUCAAUCAGGAUGUCAACGAUCCUGUUGCGCCAGUUCAGAUCAACAAAUAAAUUUAUUCUCCGCAC